Ophidiomyces ophidiicola is the source of this 993-nucleotide messenger RNA. RefSeq lists its product as uncharacterized. The transcript is spliced from 3 exons. Gene Ontology annotation, biological process: mRNA splicing, via spliceosome. The record is from RefSeq and is a predicted model, not a curated record. Bases 1 to 993 code for a protein of 330 amino acids. Gene Ontology annotation, cellular component: spliceosomal complex. Lineage: Eukaryota; Fungi; Ascomycota; Eurotiomycetes; Onygenales; Onygenaceae.
AUGGAAUUAGACGAACCGCUUUUCAACUCGUCGAAAAGGAGAAAAUUCAUUCGCAAGCGCCAGGGCACGUCACCUUCCCCCAACUCUCCACCCAACACGUCACAAGCUGAAAAGACUUUAAUCGAUGGCCCCAUUUCUGCACAGGUCGGAGAUGCGAGCGAGGCUCUUCCCGUCGAGGCACUUCGUGCUCGUAGAGCACUAAGGACCCGGAGGCCAGGGAUUGAAUUUUCUGCUGAAACCAGGCAUACUCCGGAGACCAGGCCCAUCGCAUCCGCCGAAGAGGCGGGUGAGGCCUUAAGCGGUCGAUUAGGUGGAAUUUCAGACCGGUUUAUUGGCCUUACGGGACAAAGAGUCGAUGUGGACAAGCAUAUGAUGGCCUAUAUAGAAAGUGAAAUUUCAAAACGUCAUCGCCAAAGCCCCGUGGCCGACUCUGUAUCCAACCAGGCAUCUUUUGAGGGCCAUGCCCGACAGGAACGAGAGAUGAGGCUACCUCAGCGCCAACCAGCUACUUUAGGCAAACUACAUGAAAUAGACCUUGGACCUGAUUCGAAACUGCGAAACAUUGAACGCACAGAAGCUGCUACAAGAAGCCUUGUAGGCGGUGAGUUAACUUCGCAAGUUGACGGUAGGGAUACAUUAGCAAAAAGAGGCCGCUUGGACAAGGAUGGGAAACCCUGGCGUCACCGAAAUCGACGGAAUAGCGAUGAUAUCCGACGGGACCAACUUGUGGAAGAAGUAUUGCGGGAAAGCAAAUUGGAUGUCUAUGAAGAGCCGGAGCAGGAGCAUCAUGAUGGUGAUCAAGCUGCAGAUGACCGCAUUGCUGAACAAUUCCGGCGUGACUUUCUGGACGCGAUACAGUCACGUAGACGGGGCGUCCGUUCCAAAGCGACUAAGUCUACCAAAAGCGAUGCCCCCCGCGGGCCUAAAUUGGGCGGCAGCAGAAGUGCCCGAGCUGCGAUGCGCGAAAAACAAGAGAAAGAUGCGAAAAAAUGA